This is a messenger RNA of Chelonoidis abingdonii (Abingdon island giant tortoise), 4130 nucleotides long. The record is from RefSeq and is a predicted model, not a curated record. NCBI's taxonomy places the organism in Eukaryota, Metazoa, Chordata, Testudines, Testudinidae.
GGUGUCCCCAUCACUCCCUAUGACCGUUGUCCCGCAGGCCAUGGAGCAGACCCAGCUGCUGGAGUGGGAGGAGGACGGGGACCCCCCCGAGGGAGAAGCCGACAGGGAAGCGCCUCAGCCCGUGGGGCGGCUGCACCUGCUCAGCAGCAAAUAUGGGCCGGAGCAAGAUUUCUGGAUCUACCCCGGGGAGAACGUGGUGGGGCGGCUGCCAAGCUGCAGGGUCUGCUUGCCGGCCCCCUCGGUCUCCAAGGCCCAUGCGGUGAUUGAGGUCCCGGCGCAGGGCGGGCCCCACCUGCUCUAUGACCAGGGCAGCCUGAACCGGACCCGGCGCCAGCGAGGCGUCCUGCUGCCCCACGUCCGCUACAGCCUGGAGGAUGGAGACAUGCUCAUGUUCGGAGACGUGGGCUGCCAGUACUUCCUGCUGCCGCCGGGGAGCGCCGACCCCGAGGACUCUCUGGAGGUGCCGCCCACCCAGCCCCGGGCCCCCAACACCCUGGCCAUCGAGGAGACCCCCGCACCCAGCAAGAGGAUGGGCUACGGGCCCCUGCUGGCCAGGGACUCUGAGGAUGAGGAGGAGCUGCAGGGCGGAGGAAGGCUCCUGCACCUGCCAGGGAGCAAUGGCUCCGCUGCCUCCUCUGACGCUGGCGUCCGUUCCGACGCAGCCUUCUCCUCCCCGGGCGCAACCGUGGUGCCGGAAAGGUACGAUACAGAUGUGGAGGGGGCUGGUGUGAAUCGAGAUGUGGGUCCAAAGAGCCAUCAGCCCAGCUUUGAGGUGGACAGUGAUACAGAUGUGGAGGAGGAGGUGGCGGCGGCAAAUAAUCCAGAUCUGCAGAAGAACCAUCGAUAUACUCUCCCUAGGGGCAGCGCGGCAGAUGUGGAAGGGGGAGUGGAGAAUCCAGAUGAUGUGCAUCCUGAGAGCCAUCACUCUGCCAAAAAUGAGGAGAGUGAUACAGAUGUGGAGGAGGUUGCAGAGAAUCCAGAUGUUGUACAGAAGAGCCAUCAGCCCGCCGUUGAGGUGGGCAGUGAUACAGAUGUGGAGGAGGUUGCAGAGAAUCCAGAUGUUGUACAGAAGAGCCAUCAGCCCGCCGUUGAGGUGGGCAGUGAUACAGAUGUGGAGGAGGUUGCAGAGAAUCCAGAUGUUGUACAGAAGAGCCAUCAGCCCGCCGUUGAGGUGGGCAGUGAUACAGAUGUGGAGGAGGUUGCAGAGAAUCCAGAUGUUGUACAGAAGAGCCAUCAGCCCGCCGUUGAGGUGGGCAGUGAUACAGAUGUGGAGGAGGAGACUCCAGUGGUGGUACAGAAGAACCAUCAACUUGUUUUCCCAGGGGGCGGAGAUGCAGAUGUGGCGUGGGUGGUGGGAAAACCAAAUGUGCGACAAACAAACAAUGAGCUUGCUGCCUGUGAGGACAGUGAUACAGAUGUGGAGGAAUCUGAUAGAAAUCCAGAUGUUGUCACUUCAAAGAGUCAUUCUCUUGCUGUUGACGUGGGCAGUGAUACAGAUGUGGAGGAGACUGGGAAUCCAGAUGUGGGUACAAAGAGCCAUCCACUCGCUAUUGAUGUGGGUAGUGAUACCGAUGUGGAGGAAGAGGAGGCAACGAAUCCAGAUGUUGCAAUGAAGAACUAUCAACAUGCUCUCCCUGGAGACAGAGAUCCAGAUGUGACGGGGACAGUGGGGAAACCAGAUGUGCAUCCUAAGGGCCAUCAUUUUGCAGAAAAUGAGGACAGCAAUACAGGUGUGGAGGAGUCUGGGGGGAAUCCAGAUGUUGGACAGAGGAGCCAUCAGCCCACUGUGGAGGCAGGUGACGAUACAGAUGUGGAAGAGGCCGAGGAGAAAUCAGAUGUUGGAAAACAAAAUGACCCUCUGCCUGUCGCCACUGGGGACAGCGAUACAGAUGUGGAGGAGAAUCCAGAUGUUGGCCAACAGACUCUCCACUGGCCCAGUGGAGACAGCGACACAGAUGUGGAGGGGGCUCCUGGGGCAGAGUUCGACCAGACGCCAGGUCCUGUGGGGGGCCCAGUCCAGGCAGGUGGGGAGCAGCCACCAGCUCCCCAGUCCCAUGUCAGCCCAGAGACCAAGUUGAUGGACACGGAGGGGAACAAGGAUCCAGCGUGGGGCCCAGGCCAGCCUGGAGACGACAGCGAGACGGACGUGGAGGAUGACGCUGAUUUUGCCCUGCAGGCCACGCAGUGCUACCUGGUUGAGGAGACCCCGUCCUUAGGGGCUGAAGCCGCCAGAGCCCCCACGGCAGCAGAUUCGGGGAGCGGCCUAGAGGAGGAAGCCACCCAGACAUUUGUCUUCAGAUCGCCCCUACCUGCACAAGGGUCCGUGAUGUCGCCCCCUGCUGGACCAGGCCUGCAUGUGCCAGUCUGUACCUCUUCAGAAAAGGAGGAAGACUCGGACGAGGAUCUGUGUGUUGUGGAAGCGACUCAGUCGUUCUGCAAGGACCUCGGGCUCCACUUGGACCAGCCCACCCAGCCCUUCCUCCCUGAGGACACCCAGCUGCUGCCGCAUCCCCCGCCACCAGGGGGAGUCCUAUCUCAGGGGCCGGCCCAGCCCGUAGUACCCGGCCUGGCCUCUGGGGGGCUGCUGCCCCUCGGCCCCAAGGAGGAGUCAGAGCCCCCUGGCGGGGCACUGCCAGCAGGGGGCGCCAGGAGGGAGCCACCGGAGGAGGAAUCCCAGCCUGUGUGUCUAGUGCUGGGCGCUCCCCGCAGGCCAGUCCUGGUACUGCAGGGCGAGGGCAGGCGGGCAGGAGCAGAGCCCAGGGGCAGCCGCUCUGGGCAGCGCCUGAGAGGGCAGGGUGGCCCGGAGGCUGCGGAGAGACAGGAGACCCCAGCAGCUGUUGGGGUCACGGGGGCUGGGCCCCACCCCAUGGUGGCACGGCUUGAGGAUGCUGGGAAGGUCCCAGAGGCUCAUUCCAGUCCCUCCACGCCCGUGAGGCGCCGGAGCCUGCGAUCUGCUCCGGUUCCCGCUCCCCCACCACCAGCCCCUGCCCUGGAGAGACGGAGCCAGCGGGGUGGGGCAGAGAAAUCCGUGGGGUCCGGAGAACCCAGCCAGCCUGCCCCGGCUGCCCCCCAGCGUAGGGGGAGGCGCCAGCUUUGCAGCCCGUCUGUGUACAUGGAGGCACCGGAGCCGGGGAGUGUCCAGGAGGUGGAGCAGCCCGGCCCUGUGAAGAGGCCCAGGAGGGCUGUGCGGACUCAGGAGGACCCCCCCACAGAGCCAGAGGCCUCGAGCCAGGGGGCUCCAGGCCGGGCCCGGAGAUCUCGGGGGGCUGCAGGCGCGGAACCGGCCCCAGCCGAUGAGCCCCGGAGGGGAUCGCGGGGAGCAGAGCCAGAGGUGUUGCAGGGCCGAGCCCGGCAGUCCCAGAGAGCCUCUGUCCAGGAGCCGGCCCCCAGGAGGAGGGGUGCUGCAGAGCCAGCCAGGGAGGCCCAAGGCAAGCGGAGAGGGGUGGCCACCCCGGAUCCGCCUCCGGCACAGGGCGAGGGACGAGCGGGCAGUGCUGCAGCCCAAGAGGAUGCUGGGAGUGACGCCAGAAAGAGGCAGGAGGUGCCGGUCCCCCCAUUGCGGCGCCAGAGCACGGAGAACAAGGUGGAGGGGCUGCGGGCCAGGGCCCCUCGCCGAUCCCAGGGGGCAGCCGGUGGCACGGCCUCCCCCAGGGUGCUGUUCACAGGGGUGAUCGACGAGGCGGGCGAGCGGGUGGUCUCGGCGCUGGGCGGGGCGCUGGCCCGGUCGGUCUUCGACUGCACCCACCUGGUGACGGACCGGGUGCGCCGCACGGUGAAGUUCCUGUGCGCCCUGGCCCGCGGGGUGCCCAUCGUCACGCUGGACUGGCUGGACAAGAGCGGGCGCAGCGCCUGCUUCCUGUCACCCGGCAGCUUCCUGGUGCGGGACGCGGAGCAGGAGCGAAACUUCCACUUCAGCCUGGCCCAGUCGCUGCAGCGAGCGCGCAGGGGGCCCCUGCUGCAGGGCUACGAGAUCCACGUCACCCCCAACGUCAAGCCGGAGCCCGAGCACAUGAAGGACAUUAUCCAAUGCAGCGGGGGGGUCUUCCUGCCCCACAUGCCUCGGACGUACAAGGUGAGGGGGGAGUGAGGGGCGCGGGCAGAGCUGGGAGCGGGGCUGCAGGGUGGGAGUG